CGGUCUAGGCCGAUCAAUCUCACCAUCAUUUCAUCCUGACUCAUAAAAAUGUCCAAGCCUCUAAUAUUCGUUACCGGUAACGCCAACAAACUCAAGGAAGUCAAGGCCAUCCUGUCAUCCGGCCCUGUGCCAGUCGAGAUUGACUCCAGGAGUCUAGACAUCGAAGAAAUACAAGGCACUACUCAAGAGGUAGCCAGAGCCAAAUGUAGCAAAGCCGCAGAACUGCUUAACGGACCAUGCAUAACAGAAGACACCGCUCUCUGCUUUGAGGCUCUUAAAGGCCUCCCAGGUCCAUACAUCAAGCACUUCCUUGCUGAUCUCGGCCACGAAGGCUUGAACAACCUCCUGGUUGGCUUCCCCACAAAAGCUGCGUGGGCCUUGUGCACUUUUGCGUACUGCGAAGGACCAGGGAAGGAGGUGCACCUUUUCGAAGGACGAACGGACGGCUCCAUCGUGCACGCAAGAGGGCCUGGAGUAUUCGGAUGGGACCCCGUGUUCCAGCCCGACGGCAGUGAUUUGACCUACGCUGAAAUGCCAUCCGAUGUGAAGAACAAGAUUUCACAUCGAUAUAGAGCGCUUGAAAAGCUUCGUGUCUACCUUCAAUCCAUAGACCAGUGAACCGUACAAUCGACAUAGAGUAUGCCAGAAAUCCGGUAAAUAAUAGGGUCGAAUUAUGUCAUGAGUCA
This is a messenger RNA of Desarmillaria tabescens, 686 nucleotides long. RefSeq names its product inosine triphosphate pyrophosphatase-like protein. The coding region runs from base 49 to 618 and encodes 189 amino acids. Lineage: Eukaryota; Fungi; Basidiomycota; Agaricomycetes; Agaricales; Physalacriaceae. Gene Ontology annotation, cellular component: cytoplasm. Gene Ontology annotation, molecular function: nucleoside triphosphate diphosphatase activity. The transcript is spliced from 6 exons. The record is from RefSeq and is a predicted model, not a curated record. Gene Ontology annotation, biological process: nucleoside triphosphate catabolic process.